Chrysoperla carnea is the source of this 3185-nucleotide messenger RNA. RefSeq lists its product as uncharacterized. The transcript is spliced from 9 exons. NCBI's taxonomy places the organism in Eukaryota, Metazoa, Arthropoda, Insecta, Neuroptera, Chrysopidae. Bases 105 to 2906 code for a protein of 933 amino acids. The record is from RefSeq and is a predicted model, not a curated record.
AGUGUUAAUUGUUGUUUGGUUCUUUUUAAACGAACCAAUACAACAAUAAAAUACAAAGAGUAGCAUUACUUGAACAAUAAAAUAACAAAAAUAAUUAUUACGAUAUGGCAACCGUUGAGAAUAACAACAAAAGUGGUGCUAUUAAAAUAGCUGGAUAUCUUGAAAAGAAAAGAAGAAAGCGUGUGGUCUCCAAAUGGAAAAAAUAUUGGUUCGUAUUAGAAGGACGAUUAUUACUCUAUUAUAAAUCACAUUUUGAAGUAACUAAUUUAUGCCCAUGCCGUGGAUCAAUUAAUAUGGGUGUAGCCAUCAGUGUACGACCAUUGAAUUCACAAACACACAGUAUUACCGGUAUUUACAUGUUUGAAAUUGUAACGCAUACAAACAAACGAGUAUUACUUAGAACUAAAGAAAAACAAAUUCAAGAACAAUGGUUACAAGCUUUAUUGGAUGCGUUAGGUGGUCAACCGAAAUUAGCAUCAAGUCGUGUUCAUCAUUUUCGAUAUUCUUUGGAUAGUUUAACAUUAUCACCACAAAAAUCAUCACAAAGUGGUUUACAAUUUCGAAGACAAUAUACACUGCCACAAAAUAUUAAAAAUAUUGAAUUGCAUCGUACAAAAACAUUCUUGGGUCAUUUAAAAUCGUUAACUGGACGUCAUACACGGAGUUUGGAUGCAAUUUUAAAGAAAUCGAAAGAAACUGAAUUUAUGUCAACAAUUCGAGAUGAUACAUCUGAAUCAUCAAGUUCUAUUAAUGAAAAAGAUUUGGAUGAAAAUGAACCACAAAUAACAAAAUAUCGUAGUUUAGAAUCAAUUUCAUUAAAUAAAGGUCAAGAAAUUUUAAAAAAUAAAACCGAUAAGAAUGAAAAUUGUAUUAUUGAAAACGAUACAUAUGAAUGUGUAACAGCAGUUAGUAGUAGUACAUUAUCAACAAAUAAUAAUACAGACGAAGAAAAUUGGCCAAGUGAAAAUGUAAAAAUAGAAAUUAAUGAAUUAUAUGAUGAAAAUAGAAAUGAACGAAAAGUCGAGAGUGUAAUGAUUGAAAACUCUCUCUACGAAUUCGAUAACGCUAAAAGCUCGCAAGAUUCAAAUUCAAAAACUAAUUCAAACGAUACCUAUAACGCGGAAGAAAUUUAUGCCGAAUGCGAUAAUGAUAACGAUAUGAAAGCAGAUUCAAACAAAUCAUCAGAAUUAGAUAUUGAAACAAAUAUUGAGAAAAAAACUGAUGAAAAUAAUGAAGAAUGUUAUUCAACAACAUAUGAUUAUCUUAAUAAUAUGGAGGAAGAUGUUUAUGCUGAUAUUGAUGAGAAAACGUUAACACCUGGAUUACCACCGCCACGAUGUAACAAACAAAUUGAUGAUAACUGGCCAAGUGAAAAAAAGAAAAAAAUGUUUCAAUUGAAAUUUAAAUUUACUAAAAAAGAUCCCACAAACAAAAUAAACAAAUCAUUAACGCCUAAAACUAAGCAGAAAGCAAUAAGGAAAGAAAGUUUUAUGAAUAAAUUGUUCAAACAUAAUAAAAAGAAGGCAGAUAGUGAAGAUUCCAUUGCUAAGGACGAUAAUGGUUACAUGGAAAUAAAUCCAAUAAACGAUAAUGAUGAUAAUGAUAAAGUUUCACAGAAAACAAUAACUCCUGUUACUCAAAAAAAAGUUUGUGGCGCACAAGUAAUGUUAACACAGUCUACAAUGCAAGAACUAAAUGAAAAAUUGAACCUAGAACGAAAAAAAGUUCUUAGCCGUUGUUAUUCUGACGAAAAUGAUGGAAUUUAUGAAGCAAUUGAUACAGGACAAACAAACAAUAAAACAGGUAUAAAUCAGCUGUCUGGAUUUGAUGACUUUAACACUUCUGAAAUGAAUCGUACCAUCCUUGUUUUAGAAGAAAUACCAGGCUUACCACCACGUAAAGGGUCAAGGCAACGAUCACGAUCUCCAUGGCAUGACGUUCCAACGAAUAACACACCAUAUUCCAAACAACGUAGUCAUCACGAAACAAUAGUUAGCCCAAAUGAUUAUAAUAAUUUAGAACAUAACGAAUCGUCAUCGAAAGCAAGCUCAAGUAAUUUCGAACACUUGUACAGUGAAGUAAAUAAAUCUACUAAGAAAAAAGAAGAACUUGAAGAAAAUAAAAUCGAUUCAUCAGAACUGUCCGUAAAGCAAUUGAUUCAUAGAUUUGAUGAAUCGAAAGUUUGCGUUGAUGAUUCAAAAGAUCAAUUAAAGUCGACUAGUGCAGAUGAUGAUGUUAUCCUACGAAAAGAUAAUUGUUUAGUGAAUUUGAGUGAUGAUUAUGAAGGCCGAAAUUCAGAGGAAUUAAACGUAUUAUUAAAUGAAUUAUCGAAGAUAACAAUUGCUCCAUUGGUACAACCACGUGUAAUAAAUAGUUUAAUUCAAGUUAAACCUACUCAAGACAGUAAGGAUAAUAAACAAAAUCACCAUAGCAGUUGUACACCAUUAUCUGACGAAGAGUGGUUGGCUUUGGGUCCAAUACGAAGAAGACGAUAUUCUGAACCUGACUAUGAUGUUCCAAGAUCCCAUCGUUCUUUAGAUUUUGUACCACCGUUACCACCAAAAACCAAUAGCACCAUUUCUGAAUUGAAUACUACCACACCUAAAUUUUUUAAUCAACCACUUAAUUCCACGCCAAUAAUAUGUGAUAGUAUAGAACCACCUAGUAUUGCUGCAUGGUCUCGAAGUAUAACACCAGAUUCUUUAGAACCGAACGAUACACAUCACCAUAGUAUUCGAAAACAUGAAGAGCUUGAUCGAAGUAUGGGAAUUGAAACAAUAGCAAAAAAUUCACCGUUAGUUUCUAUCAAAGAAAAUGCAUUUGGAUUUUUAGAACAUGAUAAAAAGAAUAAUGAUGUUAUUCAUGAAAAGUUUUUCGAUUCACUGGAAAAUACAACAUCUUUUUAACCCUUCAAACCAAAGAAUUGUAUUUAUUUGGAGUGUUAAUCAAAGGAUUCAGAAAAUAUCAAGAAAGUAAGAUGCUACUCAAAAAGAAACGAUUAAUCUUCUUGAUUAACCGAUUCCUAGCAUAGUGUAUCAAAAUUACAUACGUAUACGUACGGGCAUUUGACCAGAAGUUGCAUGCGUAUAUGCUAAUACUGGUGGGCGGACACAAAUUCUGAACUAAAAAAAUUACGAAUAAAUCCGUUGAUUAAAUCCAUAAAAAAUUAUUAUUUUAUUAACCUA